Sphaeroforma arctica JP610 is the source of this 1003-nucleotide messenger RNA. RefSeq lists its product as hypothetical. Lineage: Eukaryota; Ichthyosporea; Ichthyophonida. The transcript has a single exon. The annotation marks the transcript as partial. The record is from RefSeq and is a predicted model, not a curated record.
CGUACAUGUUACAUACAUAAAUAUGCAUAAGCACAUGUAUAUCUAAAAAGGCGUACAUAUCUUGGAGAAGCAUGCUUUGAUCUUCUCAGAGGUGUUGCACUUGUACGUAGGUAAUAAAUAGCAAUAGAGAUUAUGAGCGUUCCCUCGAGGUGGAUGCUUUAAAUACCCACAUGUCUGGGUAUAAAACUGUAUGGCGGUGGCCUAAACGUGUCAGAAACGCACACACAGCAGGCGUGACACAUGCAACGCAUAUCAAGAAUGAUGAAGUGCAUGAUAAUCUCGAGGGUGCAGGUGUUGUGCGGGGAGACGGUGGUGUGGAGAUCACUGCACCCGUCCCCAGGUUAGCGCUAAGGAAUCACACAAAAGAUGGAGACACUGUAUAUGUGAACGGACAGUACCAGAAAUCUUGGAGAUGGUCUAAAGCAAGAAGCACAGCACACACAUCUGAGAACACAGCUGUACCAGUAGAACAUGUUAAGACUGGUGUCACAUCAGAACGCCUUGUCACGUCACUAGAUGAUGUGGAUACUAGUGUCGCAUCUGAGGGGGUCGAUGGUAUAGGGCCGUGUGUAGAGCCUUCUGGAUUUGUAGCUGAAACCGUGCCUAUGUAUGAAGGAACCGCAUCUCUAUCAUACAUCGCUUUGAAUGACGGUGACAUGCAUGUGGAUACGGUUACUUCUGCAUCAGAGACCACAUCACACAGUGUCGACGAUCCUGAGCAAGUAGCGGAAGAAUACAGGCUACAAACAACCGCAGGAAGUGAUAUACUCCCCACACAAGGAGAACCCGCACAUGAAAGUGGUGUCACAGUCGUUGUUACACAUACACAUACAGUCGGGGCUAAGCCACAGACUGCCACAGAAAGCAAUGCAGUCUCCUCACGCCGGCAGAUCGCACACGAAAGUGAAAGUGAAAUUGAAAGCCUUGAAUCAGUCACGCAAGGUACAAUCUGGGCUAACCCACAAGCUACUGCAGGGUGUGCUAUAGUCACCAGUCACCAACA